Molecule: messenger RNA, 2385 nt
Organism: Ilex paraguariensis (yerba mate)
Lineage: Eukaryota; Viridiplantae; Streptophyta; Magnoliopsida; Aquifoliales; Aquifoliaceae
Source: the annotation of a GenBank genome assembly
AUGCCGCAUUCUAGGAAGCCAAUUCACGACCAAAUGGGUCUCCACUCUCUUGCACAUCAAUUCCAGGACUCGUUCAAUCUUGAACAGAACAAGCCCGACUUCAAAGAACUCAAUCUGGGUUCACUAUUACUGACUACCAAUGGUUCCGGUGGCGUCACCACCAGCAUCAGUUCAGCCACUUAUCACACCCCUUUAGCGAAAAGAUCCGAUGGAAAUGCCACUUCCACCACUCACUCCACCGAACUUGAAGCAUUUCCUCCGACACCCACCUCUGAAAACCAUAGAUCUAUCACCAGCACUCGUAAUUCAAAGCCGGGUCAUCGAAGAUCAAACUCCACCGGAGCACCCCUAGUAUACUCAGGCUAUAGCAACCAUAAUACUAGUAGUGCUAGUACUAGUACUAGUAGUAGCACCACCAAUGGCAGUGGUGGUGGUGGUACUAGCUGUGGAAGUGGUGGCGCAAGUUCAAUAUCAUCACCAAACACAACAAUUAUGUAUCCCACUGGAAAUAUUUGCCCCUCAGGAAAAAUUCUCAAAUCCAAUAUGGGUCAUCGCAGCUCUAACAGAACUGAUAAAUUGGGCUCUGGAAUUGCAAAUUAUGGCCAUGGAAGCAUUAUUAAAGGAGUUGGAAAUAAUGGUGGAAAAUUUGAGACUAAUGUGGUUGGAAAUGUACAAUUGGGUGGGGCAUUGGCGGUGGUGAAGAGAGUUAUGCUGAGUUCUGAUCCAGAGGAGGUGAAAAUGGCCGGUAAUGAAUUAUAUAGAAAAAGGCAUUUUGUGGAGGCCUCAUCUUUGUAUGAUCGAGCAAUUGCAUUGUCACCAGAGAAUGCGGCCUAUAGGAGUAAUAUGGCUGCGUCGCUGACGAUGUUAGGUCGGUUGGGAGAGGCGGUAAGGGAGUGUGAAGAGGCAGUGAGAUUGGACCCUGGCUAUGGGAGGGCUCAUCAGAGGUUGGCCUCUCUUUAUCUCAGGUUAGGACAGGUUGAAAAUGCUCGACACCACCUUUAUUUAGAUGGGCAACAGGCCGACUCAGCUGAGUUGCAGAUAUUAUUUUCCUUGGAGAAGCAUUUAAGCCGAUGCAAGGAUGCUCGAAAAAUAGGUGACUGGAGGAAAGCACUGAUGGAAUGUGAUGCAGCGAUGGUGACUGGGGCAGAUUCAUCUCCUCAUAUUGUUGCUUGUAAAGCAGAAGCCUGUUUGAAGCUCCAACAACUGGAAGAUGCUGACUCUAUCAUGUCAGACAUUCCCAAGAUAGAUCCUUAUCCUACUUCCUGUUCCCAAAUGAAGUUCUUUGGCAUGCUCUCUGAAGCUUAUGUGCUCUUUGUCCGGGCUCAGGUUGACAUGGCAUUCGGAAGGUUUGAGAAUGCAGUUUCUGCAAUAGAGAAAGCUGGGCUAAUUGACUAUAGCAACAUUGAAGCGGCGAUGUUGCUCAAUAAUGUGAAGUUGGUAACAAGAGCUCGUGACCAUGGGAGAAAUCUUUUCAAUUCUGGAAGAUUUUCUGAGGCAUGUUUGGCUUAUGGGGAAGGCCUCAAAUACGACUUGUGCAAUUCUGUCCUCUAUUGCAAUAGGGCAGUUUGUUGGUCUAAGCUUGCUUUGUGGGAGCAAUCCGUUGAGGACUGCAAUCAAGCCCUCAAGAUCCAACCAAAUUACACCAAGGCUCUUCUCCGGAGGGCUGUCUCAAAUGCAAAGCUUGAACGAUGGGCAGAAGCUGUGAGAGAUUAUGAAAUCUUGAGGAGGGAACUUCCUGGGGACAAAGAGGUUUCUAAAUCUCUAUCCCAUGCACGUGCUGCACUAAAUAAAUCACACGAGGAUGUUAAUAAUGUGAAAUCUGGAGAAGUGGAGGAAAUUUCUAGUCUUGAUCAGUUAAAAGCAGCAAUAUCUUCUGCAACUGUUUCAGUUGUUCAUUUCAAGGUGGCAUUCAACCAACAAUGUGAACUCAUAUCUCCAUUUGUAGAUUCACUCUGUGUUCAAUAUCCAUCUAUCAACUUCCUCAAGGUGGAUGUUGACGCGAGUCCAGAAGUUGCAAAAGCUGAAAGCAUAAAAAUUGUUCCAACAUUCAACAUAUACAAGAAUGGGGACAAGGUGAAGGAGAUCAUCUGCCCUACCCAUCAGGGCUUAGAAUCGCUUGUGAGGCAGUACAGUUUGUAGGACAGCCACUUCAUCCUUUUCUCAUGCCAUUUGAUCCUCUCCCCCUGCUUAAGGCAAGAUGAGGAACUCAACGAGCUCUCAUGCCAUCCAAUCUUUCCUCAUUUUAUGCAACUUUAGUUGCAGCAUAAUCAGCAAUUGAUAGUUUGAUUAGUUUUAUUCUUUCCAUUUUUUAUCUACUCAAGUUAUUUCUUUGAUUUUCCCAUUUAUGUAGGUUCCCCAUCUCAUGCAUGUGAGUCUCAGUUGUGC